AUGAUGAAAUCAUUCUUUAAAGCUCCAUUAGAUAUAGAAAUUUUGUUAGACAAUGAGGAUUCCCGAAAACAUGUCCAUGGUAAUUUACCAUUGUAUGAAGAUGGAGAAUCUAUAAACGGGAUAGUCACAUUAAGAGUAAGAGAGGGGAAACGAGUGGAGCAUUUAGGUGUUAAGAUUUCUGUUAUUGGAUCAAUUGAUGUGGUUAAGAAGGCAGAUAAUGGAACCAACGAGAUAUUGUCAAAGAAACCCUUAGAUCAAUUUCUUUGCUUGAGCUACGAUUUAUGUCCCACGGGAGAAUUACAACAUUCACAAAGCUAUUCCUUUGCAUUUAAGGAUCUUAAUAAGAGAUUUGAAUCAUAUGUCGGAAGAAAUGUGGAAGUAAAUUAUUACGUUAAAGUUACCGUAUUAAGGAAAUCAACAGAUAUUUCGAAGAUUAAGAAAUUUUGGGUUUACCUCUAUAAAGAUAACGUUAGUGCAAUAACGACAGUUUCCAAUAGUUUAUCUACGCAACAACAACAACCUACUGCAAUAUCGAAUGGAGAAAACGCUGGUCCUGCUGAAGAAAAUGGGCAAUCUACAAAUAAUCAUAAUAAAGUGGCGGAUCCUCAAGCAAAACAAAUCAAGCUAGAUAUUGGUAUAGAGAAUUGUCUCCAUAUAGAAUUUGAAUAUUCAAAAGCUCAAUAUUCCUUAAAAGAUGUAAUUGUUGGUAGAAUAUAUUUCCUUCUAACUAGGUUAAAAAUUAGACACAUGGAAUUAAGUUUAUUAACGAGAGAAAUAUCUGGCAUGAAACCUAACACAACCAUUAAAGAUACCAUUACCAUUAGAUAUGAAAUCAUGGAUGGAUCUCCAGUAAAGGGAGAAACGAUACCAAUCAGGCUGUUCUUAGGUGGAUAUGACUUGACGCCUAAUAUGUCUUGUAAUUAUUUUAGUGUGAAGAAUUAUUUAAGUUUAGUUAUAGUGGAUGAAGAUGGUAGACGAUAUUUCAAGCAGUCUGAGGUGAUACUUUAUCGUACCAGAGAAUGA
This is a messenger RNA of Naumovozyma dairenensis CBS 421, 1023 nucleotides long. It is a transcript of the gene PEP8, whose product is annotated as retromer subunit PEP8. Lineage: Eukaryota; Fungi; Ascomycota; Saccharomycetes; Saccharomycetales; Saccharomycetaceae. The record is from RefSeq and is a predicted model, not a curated record. Gene Ontology annotation, cellular component: retromer complex; endosome. Gene Ontology annotation, biological process: retrograde transport, endosome to Golgi; intracellular protein transport. Bases 1 to 1023 code for a protein of 340 amino acids. The transcript has a single exon.